ACAGCGCCUUAAGAUCCAACUUCCUCAUUUUCCCGCCAUUAUCUCUAUCACGUUCAAGCAAAAAUGGUUGCUGAAAAUCCAAAUCCUUUCCGAGCUUUGAUCCAAACAGUUGAAAUAUUCUCGAAUCGUGUUCAAACCCACCUCGCCAGUUUCACCCAACAGGUUCAUCAUUCAUCACCCACCAAGAAAAACCCUCUCAUAUCUCUUUCAUCGUCAGUAAACGCUGACUCCCCGACCACCGCUACCAAUCUUCCCAUCAAGAAGCCAGCUGCACCGGUGACUAAAGAAGAACUUGGGAGAGCUACUUGGACUUUUCUUCACACUCUUGCCGCUCAGUAUCCUGAAAAUCCAACAAGGCAACAAAAGAAGGAUGUGAAAGAGCUGAUGUCGAUAUUAUCCAGAAUGUACCCCUGCAAGGAAUGUGCAGAUCAUUUUAAAGAAGUUUUGAGAGGGAACCCUGUAAUGGCCGGAUCUCAUGACGAGUUUUCCCAAUGGCUCUGUCAUGUUCACAAUGUUGUUAACAGAAGCCUCGGAAAAUCAAUAUUCCGCUGCGAGCGAGUGGAUGCGAGGUGGGGCAAGCUGGAUUGCGAGCAGCGUGCCUGCGAUUUGCAAGGAAUGACGACAAAGCAUGUCGAUCUAUGAAUAGAUAGACAUAUUAGAAGAGCAGUAGUGGCCUGAAACCUGCCUUAUUUAUUUGUUUUUCAGUGUCGAGUCGACGACUGACAGCACGAAGCAGAGGGAAAGGAAGAGGGGGUGGGAGAGAUCAAUCA
Messenger RNA from Hibiscus syriacus, 770 nucleotides. RefSeq names its product FAD-linked sulfhydryl oxidase ERV1-like. NCBI's taxonomy places the organism in Eukaryota, Viridiplantae, Streptophyta, Magnoliopsida, Malvales, Malvaceae. Gene Ontology annotation, molecular function: flavin adenine dinucleotide binding; flavin-dependent sulfhydryl oxidase activity. The coding region runs from base 64 to 642 and encodes 192 amino acids. The transcript has 6 exons. The record is from RefSeq and is a predicted model, not a curated record. Gene Ontology annotation, cellular component: mitochondrion.